UGCAUUUGGCGCUCUGUUGUCCCUCUGUCUCUCUCCCUGUGAGAAGCCAAAGCAUCGAGAAAUGAUAGGUAGGACCCACUCUCAUUGCAAAGAUGAUUCCAUCGGCCUUAUGAAGAGUCUUUCUUUGGGGUAAUGGCGGAUUACCUUCUACAAGCUUUACGACAUUCAAGGUGCAAGUGAUUCAGAUAAGGGCAGAAGUGGUCCAAGCCAUCAUUUUGUCUCCUCUCCAGGUAGUCAGGGAAUUAGACCCAUUCUGUCAUCAUGUGGGCUGUGCCAUAGAAAACAAGAGGUUUGAAGAAAUCAAAUAUUUUCCUUCAUCAGGGAGAGAUCAAAACCAUCUAAUGAGAGAUUCCAUUAAGGUAGACUGAACCAGAAUUCGUAAAUUGGAUUUGAAUUCGGUAUUAGAACAUGGAUAAAAAUCUACUGCCAAACAGUUCUGUCAUGAGAGAUUGAGAUCAAGGGAGAUUCCAGUAUGGUAUACUGAAUUGGGAUUCGGAGGUAGAAGCUGAAUUUCAAUCUGUCCAAUACUGAAUUGGAAUUUUGAUUUUACUGCAGGUUGGUUUCAUCGACUAGCCCAUGUUUGGAUUUGCCCGCUAGUGUUUGAAUUCAAGCAUUGAGAUAGAUGGAUUCCAUUGAGGUAGAAGCUCUGAAACUGAAGGCAAUUGCUGAAAAGGGGAUUUUGAGCAAUGAUUAUGUAGGUGCGAGGGCAACAAUACUAAGAGCGCAACAAAUCUUUCCGGGGCUUGAAAACAUUGAUCAGAUGCUAGCAGUCUGUGACAUACUAUGUGCUGCUGACAUGGAGUUCCCAGGCUGUGGAAUCGAUUGGUAUUGGGUUCUUCAGCUGCCACCUUCGGCCGAUGUUUUCAGCAUAGAAACCCAGUACAAGAAGCUCGUGGCCCUUGUCAAACCCAUAAGCAAUGAGUUCCCCGGCACUGACUCUGCCAUGAAAUUUAUAAAGGAUGCAUUUUCUGUGCUUUCGGAUCAGUCAAAGAGGUCGGCAUUUGAUUGGAAGAGAAGUGCGAGCAGGAAUGGCGAUGGGUGUUUGGGUUCAGAGGUGCUGAUGGAGAGAGACAUCAUGAGUGUGGAGGAAGAUGACGCUGGUAGGAAUCAGAGCACGCCAUGCUCUUCUAUGGGUAAACAGGUUGCUGACGAUGAAGCUUCUGAUGGAAGCGACCAGACUUGUGUUUCAAGUGAUCGGCCUUCAAAGAGACAGAGAGAUUUAGGAGGCGGCGGCUCUGUUCUGGAGCAAGCAGUAGAUUAUGUCCUGACAGAUGUAGGGUCUGAGGCCUUAAAGGAGAAAAUAGGCACACAAGAAGCGGGAUGGAUUUCCGCUCUUAAAAAGUCAAAAGGAAAUGUAGCAGAGAGAUGUAAGGACGAUGUGGGUAUUGGAAUGGGUUGUGAUGUUUAUGAUGAGAAUAUGUGUUUGUCAACAAGACCUAUAUACCGCAAAAGGCCUGAUCCGGAUUUUUAUGACUUUGAGGAUGACAGAAAGGUGGAGUCGUUUGCAGUAGGACAGAUUUGGGCUGCCUAUGAUGCAGAAAACAUGCCUCGUCGUUAUGCUCAGAUCAUGAAAAUCAUAUCUCAACAAUCCAAGGUAUAUGUCACCUGGUUGAAACCUGAGCCUAAAUCCAGGGAUGAGAAGAGGUGGUUUGAUGCGGGCUUGCCUAUUUCUUGUGGUUCUUUUAUGAUGAAGCGGAACAAAGUGGCACUGAGCGGGACCACAAUGUUCUCCCAUACGUUUCCCUUAGCUCAAUGUGCUAAGGAUGAGCGAUUAGAAAUUUACCCCAAAAAAGGAGAUGUGUGGGCAAUAUACAGAGACUGUGACAUGGAAUGGUGCUCCAAUCUGGUGGCAAGGGAGGGUUGUGAGUAUGAGAUGGUUGAAAUUCUCACAGGUUAUUCAAAGGGUGAGGGUCUGAGGGUUGCCUACUUGACGAAGGUCGAGGGAUUUAGAAGCAUUUUUCAAAGGUACAUGAACAAAGGGAGCGAGCUGUCUUUCCAGAUUCCUGCCACAAAACUGUUUGUGUUUUCUCACAAUGUCCCCGCUUUCAGAUUCAGGGGCAUGGAGAUGGAUGGAGUUGCAGACGGUAUGCUGGAGUUGGACCCGCUAGCCGUUCCAAACCAUUUGGUCCAAGAUUUUUCAUAUGCAACCUCGUCAUCCAUGAAUUUGGCCAAACAGUCCAUGGAAGGUAACUGUAGUGACCAAACGAGCAUUACCCACCAUCCUCAUCCACAUAGAUCGAACUCUGACACCCAAUGCUAUAAGCGCCAAUGGGCCGCAAAGGAUUUUCUUGAAGAUCAGGUGUGGGCCAUAUAUGAUGGUCCAGAUGACAUGCCACGGCAGUACAUCAAAGUAAAUUCUGUGAUAUCAGCGAGUAAAGUAUCCGUGACAUUCUUGGAGCCUCAUCCCAUGCACGAUGAUGAGAUCCAGUGGGUCGAAGAGGAUCUGCCAUCCGUUUGUGGGAUAUUUAGAUUAGGUAGGCUUAUCACCAACUUGGAAAUGGAAAAGUUCUCACACCUUGUUAAAUGCGAACGGAGCAUGAAGAGGUCUUUCUACAAAAUCUACCCGAGGAAAGGUGAGAUUUGGGCAAUGUAUAAGAACUGGCACAGCAAGUGGAGUCUCUCAGACCUUAAUGGUUAUCAAUGUCAGGUUGUUGAGAUACUUUCCGACUUCGAUGAGGAAGUGGGCAUGUGUAUAUCUCUGUUGGUUCAGGUGACGGAUUGUAUGACGUUUUUCCAGAGGAAAUUGUACGAGGGAUUUGAAUUGACACGGACACUUUCGAGAAGAGAUAUUCUUAGUUUUUCUCAUCGGAUUCCCGCUUACAUGGUGCUUGGAAUUGAAAGCCAUGGUAUCCCGAAAAGCUCAUGGCACCUUGAACCUGAUGCAUUACCUCCAAGUUUAAGCAGUUAGAUUUCAUCGGAGCUACUCAUCAGAAAGGUACUCCGGGGAGCUUGGGCAGGUAUGUAAUUUUGCAAGCAUUUUGGUGUCCGUCUUCUAUAUGUAGUCUGAGUAACUUUAGCUGUGAUUUUAAACUGCUGGUUUUGGAAUGUAAUUGGGUUUUAAUCCCUGUAAUUAUGAUGCUUUGUGUUUCUUCCAUGUGUUGAUUAAGGCUAUUUUCUUCAGUGC
Messenger RNA from Magnolia sinica, 3124 nucleotides. RefSeq lists its product as uncharacterized. The record is from RefSeq and is a predicted model, not a curated record. Bases 623 to 2908 code for a protein of 761 amino acids. The transcript is spliced from 4 exons. NCBI's taxonomy places the organism in Eukaryota, Viridiplantae, Streptophyta, Magnoliopsida, Magnoliales, Magnoliaceae.